This is a messenger RNA of Cololabis saira (Pacific saury), 834 nucleotides long. RefSeq names its product ADP-ribosylhydrolase ARH1-like. The transcript has 5 exons. Bases 76 to 834 code for a protein of 252 amino acids. NCBI's taxonomy places the organism in Eukaryota, Metazoa, Chordata, Actinopteri, Beloniformes, Belonidae. The record is from RefSeq and is a predicted model, not a curated record.
UAAGAUGUCAUCUCUCCUGAAGGAAAGGUGGGGGAGGAUCUCCUGCAUGAGGUGGCUGCUCGUUACGUGGAGGGAAUGAAAGACAUGGACGGGAGGAAACCAGGGCCCUCUAGCAUUCUGGGUGUUUCCCUGCUGAAGCCUGGAGAGGAAGAGGGCUACAGAGUCCCAUAUAACCCUGAGGGGACGGGCUGUGGGGCAGCCAUGAGUCAGCAAGUGUUUUCAUUGGUGGCUGUUGCCGUGGAGACGGGCAGGAUGACCCAUCCUCACCCCACCGGCUUCCUGGGGGCCGUGGCGUCAGCCCUUUUCACCGCGUAUGCCGUCCAGCGCAAGCCAAUCAACACUUGGGGUCUAGGCCUGCUUAAUGAAGCGUGUCCUAUCGCGAAGAUGAUUGUUAAGGGCCGAGGCUACGCCGUGGAGGAGACGGAGAGGGACUGGAAUUACUUCUGUGACAAGUGGCUUUGGUACCUGGAUGUGAGAGGCAUCUCCAACGGAGCGGGGCCUGUGAUCUGGCCUUCUGCCUUCGGUCCAGCUGAGCGAGAUGAGGAGUACAAGAGCUUCAGCCUGUCGGGCUGGGCAGGGCGGAGCGGCCACGACGCUCCCAUGAUCGCACUGGACGCCUUGCUGGGAGCGGGAUCGGACUGGGAGGAGCUGAUGAGCAGAGCGGGCUUCCAUGGAGGUCAGUCGUUCAAUCAAGACACUGUCCUGGAGUGGAGCGCCGCUUUCACUUUAUUCCCACCACAGCGUUCAUUUAAACACCUUUUAAACCAGCAGUCACAUGAAAAAGAAGGUACACGCUCUCAGUUGUACGAUGUUAUGUAUCAGGACAAAAAAUAA